Camarhynchus parvulus is the source of this 2568-nucleotide messenger RNA. RefSeq names its product LIM domain containing preferred translocation partner in lipoma (gene LPP). The transcript has 11 exons. The record is from RefSeq and is a predicted model, not a curated record. Gene Ontology annotation, biological process: cell-cell adhesion. NCBI's taxonomy places the organism in Eukaryota, Metazoa, Chordata, Aves, Passeriformes, Thraupidae. Gene Ontology annotation, molecular function: protein binding. Gene Ontology annotation, cellular component: stress fiber; focal adhesion. Bases 620 to 2446 code for a protein of 608 amino acids.
GCCAUUUUUGGACAAGCAAUGAAAGAUCCUGCUGUAUCCACUCCCAGCAAUGGGCUGGGCGACAGAACGGAAAUGCCAUGGUGGAAUUUGCCUUUGCUGCUGACCCUCGCAUGACACGCGAGAGCUCCUCAUCACCAGACCUUUGUUUUGCCUUACCCAGAAUACAAAGCAGUGUUUCAUUGGCAUGGCUGGCUGUUUUCCUUCUGUCUUGACUCAGUGGCAGAGCGGCAGCAAGCUUUCCAGAGACAGGCUGAGUUUUCCAGUUAUCAUCUGCUUCAGCCCCACAUCCGUCCUGCCAAAGCUCUCACUCGUGCUGUUGCAGUGAAGUGCUCAAGAAGCCUUUAAAGGGAGAUGCAGCUCUGGAGCUAAGAUCUUGGCCUUCAUUUUUGGCCUGGAAAGCUGCUCUUGGAACAGUAAGCAUGAGAUUUCUCUUGAAACCUUCUUUGUGUGCCUUUCUGAAGAAAUAGCUGGAAGGAGAAGACCUGUCAGUUGAGCUCUAAGAGAAAAACCUAUUGGCUCUGAAUACACUGGGGACAUUAUUUAAGAAGUCCCUUGGAAGUGCCUGUCUGUACGUCUGACUGGGUGCCUGACAGGGCUGCCUUGCUUCCAGACCUGAAGCAUGUCCCACCCAUCCUGGCUGCCCCCCAAGAGUACCAACGAGCCGGUUGGCCACGUUACUGCAAGGAUGGAGACCACACACACCUUUGGCACUCCCAGCAUCUCCGUGUCCACCCAGCAGACCCCAAAGAAGUUUGCGCCUGUGGUCGCCCCCAAACCAAAGUACAACCCAUACAAGCAACCAGGAGGUGAUGGGGACUUUCUUCCUCCCCCUCCCCCUCCUGUGGAUGACCUUGGGAACAUCACAUCAUCACAAGGUGCCUUUCCCCCCCCACCCCCUCUGGAUGAUGUUACUUACAAUGUACAGGUGAAUCCUGGUGGCAAGACCCUUGAGGAGAGGCGGUGCAGUUUAGAUGCAGAAAUUGACUCUCUGACCAGCAUCCUGGCCGACCUGGAGAGCAGCUCUCCAUACAAACCUCGGACUCAACAGGGCUCUGGGACCUCAAGCAGCUCUGCUGCCACUACCCCAUCCGUGUCCACUCCUGUCACUGGCCACAAGCGGAUGAUCAUCCCCAACCAGCCUCCCCUCACCGCCACUAAGAAGUCCACUGCCAAGGGCCCGGGCCAGCCAGCGCCCAUCCCGGUCACUCCCGUUGGCACCCUGAAGCCGCAGCCGGUGCCGGCCUCCUACGCCACGGCCUCCACACCGAGCCGCCCGGCCUUCAACGUGCAGGUGAGGACGGCGCAGCCCAGCCCGCACUACCGGCCGCCCAGCCCGCAGCCCGGCCACUACGGCAGCCUGGGGCCUGGCCAGGCCUACGCUGCCAUGCCAUCCCGCCAGCCCGCUGCCCCUCAGUACGGAGCGCCGCAGCCCCAGGGGCCUGGCUACGGCUAUGGCCCUCCGCCCGGCCGGCCCGCUGAGCCUGCCUACGGGUACGCGCCCCAGCAGGGCCGCUACCAGGAGCCCUACUAUGGGGGCUACGGCGGCAGGAACGGCUCCGAGGCGCCCUACGUGCCGCAGAGCUCCUGGAAGGCCGAGCCGGCAUAUCCUGCGAGUAAUGCCAUGGGCCAGGCUCCCCCUGCUCUCUACCAGCCGCCUGGCACGAAGAAGACCUACAUCACUGACCCAGUGCUGGCCCCGCAGCCGCCCGCCCUGCAGCAGAAGAGUGGGUAUCCAAGCUCUGGACCUACAUCAAGCGCUCCUGCCUUCAGGCCUGAGGAUGAGCUGGAACAUCUGACCAAGAAAAUGCUGUAUGACAUGGAGAAUCCUCCAUCUGAUGAGUACUUUGGGCGCUGUGCCCGCUGCGGGGAGAAUGUUGUCGGAGAGGGCACCGGUUGCACAGCCAUGGACCAAGUCUUCCACGUGGAUUGUUUCACCUGCAUAAAGUGCAGCAGCAAGCUGAGGGGACAGCCUUUCUAUGCCGUGGAGAAGAAAGCCUACUGUGAACCCUGCUACAUUAAUACACUGGAGCAGUGCAGUGUCUGUGCAAAGCCCAUCAUGGAAAGGAUCCUCCGAGCCACUGGGAAGGCCUACCACCCCCACUGCUUCACCUGUGUGAUGUGCCAUCGCAGCCUGGAUGGGAUCCCCUUCACUGUGGAUGCUGGUGGCAACAUCCACUGCAUUGAGGAUUUCCAUAAGAAAUUUGCCCCGAGGUGUUCUGUGUGUAAGGAGCCCAUCAUGCCAGCCCCGGGACAAGAGGAGACCGUGCGCAUUGUUGCCCUGGAUCGUGACUUCCAUGUCCAGUGCUACCGGUGCGAGGACUGUGGUGGCCUCCUGUCUGAAGGGGACAAUCAGGGCUGUUACCCUCUGGACGGGCACAUCCUCUGCAAGACCUGCAACUCUGCUCGGAUCCAGGCUCUGACUGCCAAGGCCAGCACUGAUCUCUGAGUAUCAACUGUGACCCUCCCCAGGAUGCCCAUUGGGAGAUAUUGCACAAGCUUUGCAUGAUUUCUUUCCAGCCUAGGGUCUGAAUCUCUGUAAUUGAAAAAAAGAAAAAAAAAAAAAAAAAA